AUGGCAAAUUGGCCUCCGCUUGCUCCAGUUCCACCGCCCGAGGUGCAGAGCGCCAUCCCGUCCCAAGAGUGGGAGCUCUAUAUAGAUGCUUGGGUCUUGGUACUCGGUCUACGCAUAGAGGCGUCGGAUGCCCAAUUCCGCGACCUCGCACCUAACGAUGAAUCCGCAGUCUCAUUCUUGACUUCAUUCUACAGUCAAUUAUCCGCACCCGGCACGUCUGGUCUUCAUGCAGGUACCAAGUCGAAGACGUUACGGAAACUCAGCUUUCUGCUGACGAGACGAUAUCUACUGGAGCUGUCAACCUCGCCGGCCCAGCUUCUUGAAUGGAAGUAUCUCGGGGAUCUAUGUUGUUGCUACCCUUCGAGUGCGGCAGCGAAGAAGCUGCUGUUCGAUGUAUGGAACAAGCAUGAGAACACGAUAUCGUCCAGUCUGGAGAAGGCCAAGUCGAUGAUUAUCAAGCAGCUCUCUCUUAUGAACCCUGCCAAGUCAGCAAGCGUCGUGUCUGACAUUCGCUCGCUGACCAUCCUGGCGUCUGCGCUUCCUCAGUCCGGUCAGAUACUCAUGGCCGGUGCGGACUACCUCGAUACGUUCUCCGAUGCCUAUCAAGCGCAUAAACGAGAAGAUGCUCGUCGAGUCCUCGUCGCGAACAUCUACGUUGGCCUGGUGUCUCUGUUGAAAGGUCCUAAGCCCAACCUAUCACUACUGCUCGAUCAACUCUUCAGCCUGAAAGCCAGCGCCGGCGUGGGCAACCCCCAGACCAGGAAGGAGGCCACGCUUCUCUCCGACGUCAUCUGCAGCUCGGAUCUGCUCGUCCGACUGGAGCGGUAUCUACUCUCGUAUCCGCAGAAGCGCGGCCAGGACCUCGUAUCCAGUCUGCGCGCAUACCAAGCCGACUCAAAAGUCUUCCAUCAUCGAUAUCAAAAACAGAAGAGGACCGUCGACAAGGGUAAAGCCCGCGCCUCGGACCUCCCUCGCCCUGAAGAUCUCCACAUCCACAAGAUGUCCCUCGUCACCCAGGUCCAAGAUCUCUUCCCCGACUUAGGCUCUGGCUACAUCGUGCGUCUCCUCGACGUGUUCGACGACAACCCCGAAAUCGUCGUCGCGCACCUCCUCGACGACUCUAUCCCGCCUCAUCUCCAAUCCCUCGACAAAUCCGAACAACUCCCCACCACCUCCUCCACCAUCCCUCACGACCCUUUCCCACCGCAUCCCACGCCCCCCUCAGCCACCCCAGAACCCAUGCCCACUCGCAAGAACGUCUUCGACACCGACAUCGACCUGGCCGAACUCGCGCGCUCCAACAACGAUGACGGCAAACUGCACUUCGGCGGCCUAGACUCCACCCUAACCACCGAAGCCGUGCUCAACGACCGCAGUCACCACGCGGCCAACAAAGCAGCCAUCAUGUCCGCCCUCGCAACUUUUGACUCAGACGACGACGAACGCGACGACACCUACGACGUCGCCGAUGUCGGCGGCACCGUAGACGCCACGACCACCAACGCAGACGCCGACGCCGACGCGCGCAAGACUUCCGAAGACCUCGACAUGACGCUCUUCCAGGCCUACAAGGCCAACGCGGCCCUGUUCGCCCGAGACUCUGCUACCCGUCGCUCGCAGCCCCGCGCGUCCCUGAAGCGCGAGACCGGAAUGACCGACGAGGCUAUCGAGGGCUGGGCCGUGAUGCUGUCUCGGGACCCGAAACGACUCGCCCGCCUCGAAGACAAGGUCUCCUUUUCUGGUGGUGGCGGUGGUGGCGGCGUGCUCUCGCAACCGGAACUUCGUCCAACGGCGUACCGGAAACCCGGACCGAAGGGUGACGACGAUCUUGACAGCGAGUCGGACGAGCCAUCUGGGUCGGGAUCCGCUCAUAGAGGAAGAGGAGGCGGUUCUAAUCCGCGCGGUCGAGGUCGUGGAGGCGGCGGUGGUCGAGGACGAGGAGGAGGCGGGAAUCGACGAGGUGGUGGAGGUGGAGGAGGAGCCUCCGGAGACCAGAGCAGUACUUCGAAUACAAACGUCUCGCGACAAAGAAAGGAGGAGAAUAAAUCGAGCCGAGCGAAUCAUAAUCGACGACAGCAGAGAGCGAAGAAGGUAGCUAGGGCGGGGGGCAUGGUUGGAUGA
Messenger RNA from Aspergillus affinis, 2121 nucleotides. Its product is annotated as ASCC2 family CUE domain-containing protein. Bases 1 to 2121 code for a protein of 706 amino acids. The transcript has a single exon. NCBI's taxonomy places the organism in Eukaryota, Fungi, Ascomycota, Eurotiomycetes, Eurotiales, Aspergillaceae. The record is from RefSeq and is a predicted model, not a curated record. Gene Ontology annotation, molecular function: ubiquitin binding.